Molecule: messenger RNA, 527 nt
Organism: Lottia gigantea (owl limpet)
Lineage: Eukaryota; Metazoa; Mollusca; Gastropoda; Lottiidae
Exons: 6
Coding region: 4-501 (165 amino acids)
Biological process (GO): positive regulation of DNA damage response, signal transduction by p53 class mediator
Cellular component (GO): aminoacyl-tRNA synthetase multienzyme complex; nucleus; cytoplasm
Source: RefSeq, a predicted model, not a curated record
AAGAUGGCAGCUGUUCAGAAAGAAUUUCACAAUAUUUCUUCAUUUUUAGGCGUUUCUUGUGGUAAAAUAACUCAAGAUGGUUCGGUUCCUGUAUUAAAAGGUAAAGCUAAAGGUUAUACAACUAUUCUAAAACAUCUGACGAGACAAUCAAAAAAUACUUCAUUAUUUGGUAAAAACAGUGAAGACCAGGCUGCCAUAGAUCAAUGGUUAGAAUAUAGAGUUGUCUCCCUUGAUAGAUGUUCUACAGAGAAGGAUGUACACAAUAGACUCAAUGAAUUGAAUAGUUAUUUGAAAGAUAAAGUAUAUUUUGUUGGAAAUGAUUUAUCACUAGCAGAUAUUAGUAUAUUUCAAGCUCUUUAUAAUAUUCUAAGUGGUAUGACAUUUUAUGAAAGAGAAAAAGUUCUUCAUUUAUCAAGAUGGUACAACCAUUUACAACACUGUGAAGAAUUGAGACAGAAUUUAUCAGUAUUAAUAUUCUCUAAAACAUUAUUAUAUUAUUAAUAUUAAAUAUACUACCUAGCUCUUUC